CCCAAUGAUGCACAUGACAUAUGUUUUACUCAGAGCACAAAGAUUAUUACCCAUCAGCCACCUAAGACAGGUGAGAGGCCAUUUCCAUGCUCUGAGUGUGGGAAAUGUUUUACAUACAAAUCACAGCUUGUGAAACAUGUGAGAUGUCAUACAGGUGAGACACCAUUUCCAUGCUCUGAGUAUGUGAAAUUUUUUAGACUGAAAUUAGAUCUUGUUAGACAUGAGAGAAGUCACACAGGUGAAAAGCCAUUUCCAUGCUCUGAGUGUGCAAAAUGUUUUACUCAGAAGUCGCAGCUUGUUCAACAUGCGAGAUGUCAUACAGGUGAGAGGCGAUUUACAUGUUCUGAGUGUGGGAAAUGUUUUAGUUUCAAAGUAGAUCUUGUUAGACAUGAGAGAACUCACACAGGUGAAAAGCCAUUUUCAUGCUCUGAGUGUGGGAAAUGUUUUACACGCAAAUCAUAUCUUGUUGUGCAUGAGAGACAUCAUACAGGUGAGAGACCAUUUCCAUGCUCUGAGUGUGCAAAAUGUUUUACUCAGAAGUCGCAGCUUGUUCAACAUGCGAGAUGUCAUACAGGUGAGAGGCCAUUUACAUGUUCUGAGUGUGGGAAAUGUUUUAGUUUCAAAGUAGAUCUUGUUAUACAUGAGAGAAGUCACACAGGUGAGAAGCCAUUUCCAUGCUCUGAGUGUAGAAAAUGUUUCAAAGACAAAUCACAUCUUGUUACACAUCGGAGAAGUCACACAGGUGAGAAACCGUUUCCAUGUUCUGAGUGUGGGAAAUGUUUUACUCGAAAAUCACUGCUUGUUAUACAUUUGAGAAUUCACACAGGUGAGAAACCAUUUCCAUGCUCUGAGUGUAGAAAAUGUUUCAAAGACAAAUCACAUCUUGUUACACAUCAGAGAAGUCACACAGGUGAGAAACCGUUUCCAUGUUCUGAGUGUGGGAAAUGUUUUACUAGAAAAUCACUGCUUGUUGAACAUUUGAGAAUUCACACAGGUGAGAAACCAUUUCCAUGCUCUGAGUGUGGGAAAUGUUUCACACAGAAAUCACAUCUUGUUACACAUCAGAGAUGUCACACAGCUAAGCGGCCAUUUCCAUGUUCUGAGUGUGGGAAAUGUUUUACUCGAAAAUCACUGCUUGUUGAACAUUUGAGAAUUCACACAGGUGAGAAACCAUUUCCAUGUUCUGAGUGUGGGAAAUGUUUUGCACAAAAAUCAGCUGUAAUUGAACAUAAGAGAACUCACCCUGGUGAGAAACCAUUUCCAUGUUCUGAGUGUAGAAAAUGUUUUACACACAAAUCAUAUCUUGUUAGACAUCAGAGAAUUCACAAGUGAGAGGCCAUUUCUAUUUUCUGAAUGUUGAAAAUGUUUUAUACACAAAUCACUGCUUGUUAUCAGAGAAGUCACACAGGUGAGAGGCCAUUUCCAUGCUCCGAGUGUGGGAAAUGUUUACACACAAAUCCACUCAAUAUUUUUAGAGAGGAUAUUCUAGAGUUGGCUUUCACAUAAAAGAACAAAAUACAACUUCAUUAAUAAAGGGAAUGGAAAAAUUAUAAAGAGAGUUUACAAAAAUUUGUUUAAUUUGUAUAAAAAAAGCAAACCCCAUUGAGGUGACCUAAUUAAAAUGUAUAAAUAUAUUUGAGAAAUAUACAAAGAUUUAACAAGCAUAUCACACUAUGCUCAUGUACAAUUGUACCAUUAUUUUUAUGAUUGUAUUUUGUUCUUGUUUUAAUAUUAUUUUUAUUAAUACUUUACAAACAAUAUAGUACGGGCAAUUUCUUGCAUGUUACUGGCGCUA
Pseudophryne corroboree (corroboree frog) is the source of this 1795-nucleotide messenger RNA. RefSeq names its product oocyte zinc finger protein XlCOF6.1-like. Gene Ontology annotation, biological process: regulation of transcription by RNA polymerase II. NCBI's taxonomy places the organism in Eukaryota, Metazoa, Chordata, Amphibia, Anura, Myobatrachidae. The transcript has 2 exons. The record is from RefSeq and is a predicted model, not a curated record. Gene Ontology annotation, cellular component: chromosome. Gene Ontology annotation, molecular function: chromatin insulator sequence binding. The annotation marks the transcript as partial.